CAUAAAAGGAGACACGCAUACACUCAAACACAGAGAAAUAAGGGAAAGAAAAGUAUCGGGACUUAUCCUGCUGCUGCAAACCCAGAGACAGCAGACGAAGAGGGGGGUUGGCUUCUACCCCAAGGUAAAGCCCUGCCCCCUUUUCCUGCUUGCCACGUCCUCUGAGAAAAAGAAGGAGAGAAGGGGCCAAAGUGGAGAAAAGCAGGUCUUCUGCGGCUGGCAUUUGGAGUACAGAGAGCCAGGAAGUGAAGGAUGGUUGUGAUUACCCGAGCUGGCUGCAGGGCAGCACUCUUCCUCUGGAUAUUCAGCAACAUUAGCUGCAGAGCCAGGACUGCUCUGCCUGCAUCUCAAAAAUGUGAUGAACCUCUGGUCUCAGCAUUAUCCCACUCCUCCUUCAGCAGUUCAUCAUCUAUGACAAGCAGCUAUGCGCCAGGGUAUGCCAAGUUAAACAAGAGAGGAGGUGCAGGAGGUUGGUCUCCAUCAGACAGUGAUCAUUACCAAUGGCUACAGGUGGAUUUUGGGAACAGGAAGCAGAUCAGUGCUAUUGCGACUCAAGGCAGAUACAGCAGUUCUGACUGGGUCACUCAGUAUCGGAUGCUUUAUAGUGAUACUGGGAGAAACUGGAAACCGUACCACCAGGAUGGAAAUAUCUGGGCAUUUCCUGGAAAUACAAACUCUGAUGGUGUGGUCCGGCACGAUUUACAACAUAUGGUUAUUGCUCGCUAUGUACGGAUAGUUCCUCUGGACUGGAAUGGAGAGGGCCAAAUUGGGUUAAGAAUUGAAGUCUACGGCUGCUCCUAUUGGGCUGAUGUUAUCAAUUUUGAUGGCCAUGUAGUGUUACCAUACAGAUUCAGGAACAAGAAAAUGAAAACACUGAAAGAUGUCAUCUCUCUGAAAUUUAAAACCUCUGAAAGUGAAGGUGUAAUCUUCCAUGGAGAAGGACAGCAAGGAGACUAUAUCACUCUGGAACUGAAGAAAGCCAAACUUGUUUUAAAUUUAAACUUAGGAAGCAAUCAGCUUGGUUCUAUUUAUGGCCACACAUCCGUGAUGACAGGCAGCCUCUUAGAUGAUCACCACUGGCACUCUAUCAUCAUAGAGCGCCAUGGGAGAAACAUCAAUCUCACCCUGGACAGACAUAUGCAGCACUUCCGAACCAAUGGAGAAUUUGAUUACCUGGACCUGGAUUAUGAGAUAACCUUUGGAGGCAUGCCUUUCUCUGGGAAGCCAAGUUCUAACAGUAGAAAAAAUUUCAAAGGUUGCAUGGAAAGCAUCAACUACAACGGAAAUAAUAUCACUGACCUUGCCAAGAGGAAGAAAUUGGAACCUUCUAAUGUGGGAAAUUUAAGUUUUUCUUGUGUGGAGCCACAUACAGUGCCUGUCUUUUUCAAUGCUACCAGUUACCUUGAAGUUCCUGGUCGUCCAAGACAGGAUCUUUUUUCAGUCAGUUUCCUUUUCCGAACCUGGAACCCCAAUGGACUGCUUGUCUUCAGCAACUUCGCAGAUGACCUGGGGAACAUUGAGAUUGACAUAAACGAGGGCAAAGUCAGUGUCCAUAUCAAUGUCACCCUAGCGAAGAAAAACCGAAUAGACAUCUCAUCAGGCUCUGGUCUCAACGACGGGCAGUGGCAUGAAGUCCGAUUCCUUGCUAAGGAAAAUUUUGCUGUCCUCACAAUUGAUGGAGAUGAAGCUUCAGCUGUCCGAACAAACAGCCCUCUACAAGUUAAGACUGGAAAGAAAUAUUUCUUUGGAGGGUUUCCUAUACAGACGAAUGACUCGGAUCACUCACUAUUUCAGCAUUCAUUUCAAGGAUGCAUGCAGUUUAUCCACGUGGAUGAUCAGCUGGUGGAUUUGCACGCAGUGGAGCAGGGCAAGCUGGGAAGCUUUGCCAAUGUCACUAUUGACAUGUGUGCCAUUAUUGACAGGUGUGUGCCCAAUCACUGUGAACACGGUGGCAAAUGCACCCAGACGUGGGAGAGCUUCAAGUGCACUUGUGAUGGAACUGGAUACAGUGGCGCCACUUGUCAUAACUCUAUUCAUGAACUCUCUUGUGAAGCAUACAAACACUUGGGCAAAACUUCAAAUUCCUAUUGGAUAGAUCCAGAUGGCAGUGGGGCACUGGGACCUUUGAGAGUUUACUGCAACAUGACAGAGGACAAAGUAUGGACAACCGUGUACCAUGAUCUGCAAAUGCAGACUUCUGUGGGAGGCAACAGCCUGGAGAAGUUAUCUGUACUGCAACUCAAUUACAAUGCAACGAUGGACCAGAUUUCUGCCAUUACAAGUAGUGCUGAAUACUGCGAGCAGUUCAUCUCCUAUUCUUGCAAAAUGUCCCGGCUGCUGAACACACCAGAAGGGAAUCCUUAUACCUGGUGGGUUGGAAAAGCCAAUGAGAAACACUACUAUUGGGGCGGAUCAGGACCUGGCAUUCAGAAAUGUGCCUGCGGCAUUGAACGCAACUGUACUGAUCCCAAAUACUACUGCAAUUGUGAUGCUGAUUAUAAGCAAUGGCGAAAAGACUCUGGGAUGUUGUCAUACAAAGAGCACCUACCAGUGAGUCAAAUAGUGGUUGGAGACGUGGACCGGCCUGGGUCUGAAGCCAAGAUAUCUGUGGGCCCUGUGCGUUGUCAAGGAGAUCGGAAUUACUGGAACGCAGCUUCUUUCAUUACAUCGUCAUCUUACCUUCACUUCUCCACCUUCCAAGGGGAAACCAGUGCAGACAUCUCUUUCUACUUCAAAACGUCAGCUUCGGAUGGGGUAUUUCUUGAGAAUCUGGGGAACACUGACUUCAUCAAACUGGAGCUGAAAUCUCCUAAGGAGGUUUCCUUUUCAUUUGAUGUUGGAAAUGGGCCUGUGGAAAUCAUUGUUAGAUCUCCCAACCAGCUCAAUGAUGACCAGUGGCAUCGGGUCAAUGCCGAGAGGAAUGUCAAACAAGCCAGCCUCCAGGUAGACCAGUUGCCCAUGGAGGUUCAGAAAGCACCAACAGAAGGACACACACGACUGGAAUUGUACAGCCAGCUAUAUGUUGGUGCUGCAGGAGGCCAGCGGGGCUUCCUAGGUUGCAUUCGUUCAUUAAGAAUGAAUGGAGUGACGCUGGACCUGGAAGAGAGAGCAAAAGUCACACCUGGGGUGAAGCCUGGAUGCUCUGGCCAUUGCACUAGCUAUGGGAUGUACUGCGCAAAUGGUGGUAAAUGUGUUGAGAAAUACAACGGCUACUCCUGUGACUGCUCCAAAACUGCCUACGAUGGACCAUUUUGUAUUAAAGAUGUUGGAGCGUUUUUUGAAGAGGGAAUGUGGCUUCGUUACAAUUUUCACUCCCCAGGGACUAGCAUGAAGGAUUUAGUUAGCCGGACACUUCUGAGUUCUGCAGAUCCUGAGGCCACAGAACCCAACCUCAACUUGAAUAAAGAAGAGCUCAGCUUCAGCUUCAGUACCACCAAGUCCCCUUGUGUCCUACUGUACAUCAGCUCCUAUACCCAGGACUUCAUGGCUGUGCUUGUCAAGCCAUCUGGGAAUUUGCAAAUUCGGUACAACCUAGGAGGCACCAGAGAGCCAUAUAACAUUGAUGUUGACCACAGAAACAUGGCAAAUGGACAGCCUCAUACUGUCAACAUCACACGGAAUGGACGGGACGUAGUACUGCAGCUUGAUCACUAUCCUCCAACAAGUUACAGCCUACCAACAGCUUCUGACAUUCAAUUCAAUUCCCCAAAGGCACUAUUCCUUGGAAAAGUUAUAGAAAUUGGGAAGAUUGACCAAGAUAUAUUUAAAUACAACACCCCAGGAUUCACUGGCUGCCUGUCAAGAGUACAGUUCAACCAGAUUGCUCCACUCAAAGCAGCUCUGAGACCUAUCAACGCCUCCUCUCACGUUCACAUCCAAGGAGAACUGGUGGAAUCCAACUGCGGAGCAUCACCACUCACCAUCCCACCAAUGUCAGCUGCUACCGACCCAUGGCACUUAGACUCAGCCAGUGCUGAUUUCCCUUACAACGGUCAAGCUAUAGGAGAUGGAGUUAACAGGAACUCUGCCAUUAUUGGAGGCGUCAUCGCAGUGGUGAUCUUCACCAUCCUGUGCACCUUGGUGUUCCUGAUCCGCUACAUGUUUCGCCACAAGGGAACCUACCACACCAAUGAGGCCAAAGGGGCAGAGUCAGCUGAGAGCGCUGAUGCUGCCAUCAUGAACAAUGACCCCAACUUCACGGAGACCAUUGAUGAGAGCAAGAAGGAAUGGCUUAUCUAAGCCCACAGGGAUGGGGCCAGGGGUGGGUUAUGAGCUGGGACAGGGUGGGACAGGGAUGACUCUUGCAGUGGGAAGAGAACACUCUGCGUCGGACACUUGAGCACACAUAUGGUGAAAAGAUCAGCACAACUGGAGAAGCAAGUAACAGGAAAAUACCACUGAGACUGGAGGAAUAAAAAAUAAUAUCUCAAGCAUUUAUGAAAAAAUACUUUUUAAUAAGUAUUUACAGGAAAUUGCCCCUUCUGUAUCCAAACAACUAUAACAAAGAGCAAUUUUGCAGCUUCAGCAUCGGUUAAAAUUUUCAGUAAUACCUGUAUAUUUCUGUGUGUGUAUAGAGGUGUUCUGGAUACCCAUGACAAGAAAUGGGGCUGGUUUUUUACAUUUUUUAAAAGCUGUUUAAAACAUGAGUAGUUCUGCUCUGAGAAGAAGUGGCAGACCUUUCUUAUCGGCAUUGUGUACUUUCAUAGCUGGCCACUUCCCCACAGGCUGCCUUCAGCGCCACACCUUGACCGCAUCACAGUUCGUUUUGGUGGUGUUGAACCGGGGGUUCAGAGCUGGGGAAGGGACACAGGGGUGAGGAAUAAUGCAAAUCAGACUUGCCAGUGUUUCAGUGUGUCAUCAGCCCCUGACAGCCCUGGCAGGAUCUAUCUUCUUGACCCAGACACUUCACUGAUUACUUACAAUUCUCAUCAGUGAUGUAAAAAUACUGUUACUAUGAUGACUACUACUACUACCACCGGAGAGGACGAUCAUAAAGCACAGAAAGCUUUGGGGUCUUUAUUAUUAUUACUAUUAUUAUCAUUUUGUUGGUCUCUGAGGGAGGAUGAUGCUGUGUGAGUCUGUAGACCUAGUCUGUUCCUGUGUCUUUGGCUAUGGCACUGGUGACCUGAGGCACACGCCAGUUUAAACUCAGCUCUGCCUAUGACGUAUCCGCAUAUACUGUACUUAGGUGUAAGCAUUGUAGUAGGGAAUUAGAGCCAGACUUUGUUUGCUUCUCUCUCUUUUUUAUAGGCUGUCACAGAAAUACUAGUACAGCUCCUGUCAAUGCAUUUGAACCCACAGACUUCACAUAAUGCUUUUUUUCCAACUCUAGCAUAGCAAUUUAUUUUUUAAAUCCUUUUUUUCAGUCCGCUUGCAAGAAAAGCCUCUGCUGACAGUGUUCACACAGGCAGGAAGGUGAGGUGAAGGAGGCUUGCAAACUAUGCCCAGGGAGUGUGUGAGAAACACACAGUGCACAGUGGGGAAUUACUUUUCAAUACAGAGAUUUACCCGAACUAUUCUGCUGUCUUUGUAAAGCAUUUGUAAGAAUAGCAAGGCCAAUGCCAAAUGCAGCAUUGCACCCCAUGUCGUAUCUUGGACCAGCUAAGCUGUAGGUAUUGCCUGAAAAGCAGGCGGUCAACUUGUAGGAAAGGGAAAGGGGCAGCCUGAAGACUUAAUAUCUUGUGAUGGCAAUAACAUAGCUUUAGCUUGCCCUCUGCAGAGGAUCGUGGUUCUCAAGUGGUCUGAUUUGGCAGGAAUCUGAAGCCUUAAUGGGCAGGUUUUACAGUGGAACAGAAUUAAGGAAUGGGUGGAUCUAUUAUAGGGCAUUUGCUGUGUGCUAAAAGAACUGAAACAAUGCUAAGAAUUUUCCUUUAAAAGUAUUUAUGCUUGUGACAGGAAUAGAUUUGCUUUUAUCUUUAAUAUUGCUGGCAUGUACGGAUUUAAUCCAUAUUUCUGUACAAGAAGGAUUUAUUUUUCACCCAAAUCUUCAAUCUGCUACACUGAGCAGUGCUGACAUCUUUAAUUUCCUUAUCUUUUUGGUUAUAUCUUUCAUUAUUCUAGCAGAUGCUUUAAAAUGAGGGAAAAGAAAUCAUAGAGGGGGAAGAAAAUAUUGGAGUCUUACCAGACAAGGAAUUUAUAAGCACAGUUUGUCAGACAUGCAAGGCCACAUAGUUAAGGUUUUAUGGAUGAAAGGCUAAAGUCAUCUUCUGGAUUCACUGAACAUAGAUAGAUACCAGAGCAAACCAAACCCAUUGAUUUCUUCUGUUUAUGGAUUUGGAAUUAGCAUACAAACAUUUGCUGGUUUUGAAAAAAAAAAAAAUUACUGUUUCUCAGGUAACAUGUGGCAGAGGGGUUCAGGUAGGCAUAAAAAUCACCUCUGUCACUCUUCUCUGCAGUCUUUUGCCCUGCCUCCAAUAUUAACCUCUCCCUGUCUUAUGUUUAAUUGAGCAGAUGAGUCUUUAUUCUUCUUUAAUCAUGGGUGUUAAAUAGGUGUCCACCCCUUGGAGAGUAUCAGUGAGGGAUGCCUCUAGCCUGCACCACUAACUGCUCUGCAAAAUACAUAGAAGUCACAGGUGUCUUUGAAAAGGCAUUCUCUUUUCUAUAUUAUGUUUAAGUUUAUUUUAAUGGUAUUUUAGUCUGCUCUUUAAAACAUCCUUGCCUGCAACUGUAAGUUACCAAAAGAAGCAAAUCUAGCCUCAUUUGCAUAGAUUGGGAUUUGAUUUGCAGCAAAAAUUUACUUACAAAUCUGAACACAAUAUCUGGGGGGAAGAUCAGACUUAUGUAUCCUGAGAGACUGGAGUCCUCUUCUGCUUCACGUGGAAGAGACAGACUUAGCAGCUACCAUGCAAAUUUGCCAAAUGCCUCAACAUGGCACUAGAGGGGAAAGAUGGCUCCAUCUCUGUGCCUAACUGGGUACCUGGCGAAGCUAGGGGUGGGACAGGGUUAUGGCAGCAAGGCCUGUGACAACUCUUCACUGAUUUUCUAAAGAUUGCCAAGUGACAACCUGUAAGCAAGAAUUUCACAAGCAGUAUUUGUAAAUUAAUGUCUUAAAUUUGAAAAAAAAAAAAAAAAAGAACAUUUUGAAUUUCUGAAAUCACGUUGCAAGCCUCUGCUUCCCUCCAUUGACUGGAACCAUGGGCCUUUAUGUUAAGUUCAUUUGCACUGUGUUAAAAUGUUGAUAAUCUUCACUCUUGUCAUUAUUUUCAUGGUACAGUACUUUCAUGACUUUAGAAAAUCUUUUAAUUAUUGGAAUUCUUGUUUCUCCUUAAACUAGACAUUAGACAUGAUAUUAUAGACUAGCAGCUAGUAUCUGUAUAGGCUUUUGGUGACUGCAGGUGAAUUCCUAACUGUCUGCUUUGUAUUUCAUUUUUGAGAAUGGCCUGUGUUUAUUAGCCGUGGUCGUUCAACUAUCUAGCAGUGAAGCGGGAGCAGGCGCAGAGAAGUAGCUUGUAUGUUUUGCUAUUCUGAGGAUUUCUUCCUCUGCAAGCCUAUUAAUGAAGGUUGAAACAGCUUCCAUAGUUUAUUUCACUCACUCGUGCCAAAAAUCCAUGUUGUUUAACAUAUAAUGUCCACUUGCCUGUAGUAGGAAAGACAGUUGGAGGGGAGAUUGGAUCUCACUUUUGUAAAACUCUGUACUUUCCCCAAAGAAUAUUAAAAUAAUCAGUCUGACUUUUAUCCCCUCUUCUUAGCUGCUUCACCUGUUUGAACUGUGCAGGAAAAUGUAACUUCUUGUGCUGGUGGGGGAAUCAAAGUGUCCCAGUUGUGCUUCUAAAAUGUUCAUUACUGAUUCCACAGGAAUCAAUAGCAAAGUUGCUGCCAGUGAUGGAGAGAGCAAGACUGGGCAGGAGAGUGGGGCUCUCAGUGUUAGUGAAAUAAUAUAAGCAAUAUUUCGAUUCUUAUUCACAAUACACGCAGACCACCACAUAAUCUGUCAUGGAGCUGACAAAACCAUGGAGACAAAACGGUGGAAAACUGAUUUUGAUGUCAACCCAGUUUUGAGGGGAAAUCCACAAUCCAAUCUGGCGGUUUUGAAACAAGUCUUUCACGCACUGCUUAUUCCGUAUAUACUGAUAGAAAAUUCAGAUGCAUUAAAAAGGAAUAUGUAUCUUUAAUUGGUACUGAGGCAUAUCUGCAUUGUAUUUUUCUUGUCUGAAACACGACUUGUACCAUUUAUAUCUCCUCUAGCAUUUACCACUUCAAAGAUAAGGCAGCAUUUUAAUGUCAUGCUCUAAGUAGCAUGAUGUAUGUGAAAGGACAUGAUAAAUAUUUUUGUAAGACUGCCAAAGCAAUGGUGUAUAUGUAUAGGUUUAUUGUAGUGAUAAGAAUUCAGUUUAAGAGUUUAGUAAAUAAUUAUUGUACUUAAAACAGUGUCCUUUAAUGGUAGAUGAAUCUAAUUUCCAGGGUAUCUGUUGAAAUAUGAAGCUAUCUCAGCUUGACAAGCAGUAGCUUUUAGUAUGGUUUCUCCACAUAGCAAUUUUGUAUUCCAGCAAGCAUGGUGAUCCUGAACAGUUGACAUUUUGAAAAGUGGAACCUAAAUUCUGUUAAUCAGAUUCCAUUUUCCAUCCUAGAGAAACAAAGCAGAAAUCUUGCAUUUUAAAUUUAACAGCACGUAAACUAGAAUAAGAGAAAGACAACAUGUAUGUACACUUAAUAUCUUCUUUGAAUGUCUUUCCUUUUAACUAAAGUUCUAGUAGAAACCAGAUGGGUUAAUUAAAAAAAAAAAAACUAGAAAGAAAGAAUUAAUUAAUUAAUUGUCCUAACAGCUGUUUCCUUGCACUUUGUAUAUUCUGAUCAUUUUCUGUAUUUUUAUCUUCUCUAGUGCCAGGAAAUUAGUUUGGAAAGGACUGAAGCUGGAAAGGCCUCCUAAGAAAAGACCCACAGUACAUUAAAAAGGGACUUCAGAACACAGUAAUGCAUAGUAAGAGAGGGUGCUAAAACCAGGGAAGAUUUACUGAAGUGCAAGUAUGUUCCUCCUGUAUCAGGCAGCCCUGGUUACCUGUUAUGGCGGAGAAUCUCAGGCAGUGUAAAUCUGUACUAGUUGAGGUGCUCCAAGUGUAGAGUUUUGGUAGAAAUAAAACUACUGUCUUUCUGAUGUUUUUCCUUUUAUGAUCAUUUUGCAGAUUGCGGCAAGAAGUCUGCCAUCAAUUCUUCUCACAUUUGUUAUUGCAGGCUCUAUGGCAUUGCGAGUUUCACAAGACUUACACACUACUGAGUGUAAAUGGCUGUGUGAGUUGUUUGCCUUCCUUUCCUGCCAUAGCUCUGUCCUUUAUUAACGUGAGCCUUUCAUUGAAAUCAAGAAAAAUGUAUGCCCACCUCAGCAGACUUCUGUCUGUUCCUUUAUUUAAUAAACUACCUUAUCGGGCUUUUAAAAGUUUUUAUGAUGUGAAGCAUUUUAUAAAAGAACUAUGUUAAGUGCACUUGAAUGGAGAGUGUGAAAUCCAGGCAAAGAAGCAUCAGUGCAACAACCACCCAGGUCAAAAGGAUUGUGCUUGUCCCAAUCUGUUGCUCUGCCUGCAGUAUGAAUUGCCUUAACCACGGACCCAAAGCCCUGGCUCCAUCCAAGACCUUAACUUAUUUUACAGAAAAUAAUAGUGGCAAAGUCCUGGUUUUAUGCCUUGUUUUUGUGACCAUGUUUUGGUGUUCAUUUGAACUGUCUUUGUAACCCCUAGAAGAAAAGUCGCACUUUUUACAGGAAUAUUUUUCAUUUAUAUAGGAAAGCUCUAGAACAAAGAGAUGGGAGUGAAGGUUCAGGUUUCAAGUCCUUCUCGUACUUGUACCUGUGACAAAAAGAAGAAUCUUCUUGCUGUCACCGUGUGUAUUUCACUGCAGCCAGAAGUGUACGGGUGUGCACACAUACCUCUGAAAUCUAAGGCUACUUGGGAUGCAGUGACUACAGCUUUUGGGUAAUUACUGCCAUAAUGUGGGUAUAUGGUAGAUAUGAUACCAAACUUCAAAUCCAUGAGUGUGUAGUGCUAGCAAAAUCAGUCACUCUUGAAAUUAAGUACAAUUUUGGAAUAAAUCCGACUUCACUCUACAGAAAUAGGCACAUACGAUGGUUCAAAUGAGAGCAGACUUGGACCUGGUUACCAAAAAGCAUUUAUUUAACAAUCUGUAACACAAAUCUUUUAACACCCUACUUAACUCUGACUUUCACAUAUAGGCAGGCUUCUUCCUUCACCACUGUCCUUAAAGCCCUGAUGAUGCCAGCAGCUCAAGAGCCAUGAAAAGUUGUCAGUUUGUGGUUUCUUUACAAAAGUUUUGGUUUUUCUUAAAAAAUGUCACUUCAUGUAAAAAAAAAAAAAAAAGAUGUUUGGUAUCAAUAGGGUCUUUCACAAAGAAGUGUUUCUUCUGACUCUUUUCCGUUUCCAAAACAUUAUAUGAGAAAAGUUAAGCAAUUAUUCCACGUGAUACAAAACACAACCAGGUAAGACACACUGCAAAUAUUUGAAGAAUCCAGUAACAAAUGUAGUACAUCCUGUUCCUUCUCUGAUGCAGCACUUUCCAAUAAUGUCUACUUAUGUUUCCACUGCUAUUUUCUUCCUAAAUUGGAAAAUAUCUGGACUAAACAACAAACAUAAAAGAAAAGUAUGUACCGUUGGUUUUACCAUAGAUUAAUGUUCUUGCUAGGUAUGUAAUAGGGUAAUAAUAGCAAAUGUUUUUUCCUCAGAUUUCAGAGCAUUAAUUCUGCUAUCUCCAAAGGUCAGAGAUGCACUAUCAGCACAUUAACUAUUAGAAACUAGAGGUAUUUAUACUAAUAAUAUUGAAGAACUGGCAACCUGGAUUCUAGCAAUGGGCUGCUCUAAGAAAUUCCCAUUUAUUGAAAACCCAUAUCAAGGCAAGUGGAUGACAUUUGCUGACAAAUAAGAAAAGUAAAUUACUGGAAUGCCACUACAGCAGAAAUUAUUUGAGGGGGUGUUUAGCGUGCUGAACAAUAAACUAUAUCAGAAGGAGUUUCUUCUUGUCCUCCAGUUGGGGAUCUGGGGUAAGAACAGUGCCACAGCUAGUUAAAUACCACUGUGUGUAUUACUUUUUUGGCCAAAGUAUUGGAGCUCCUGUCUUUCACAUGCUUUAAAAUAGGCUGUUGCAAGCAUACAGCUGAAGAUGUGAAACUUUAACAAGCAGCUCUAGGCUGCUGGUUAGAGCACAGGAUCAGAAGUCCUAAGCUCUUCUACCUGCUGGUCUGUCCUUGCUUAGAUGACAGUUCUCAGAUGUGUUGCUGCCUGUCUCUCUGUUGUCCUUUUUCCCCCAUCUAACAGAACCACAGAACAGCCCAGACUGGAAGGGAGCUUAAAAAACCUUCUGCUACAGCCUUUCAUGGGAAAAGGAACCUAGAGAAUAUUAUCUUGUGUCCUGCCCAGGCUUGAUUUUCUCCUCACUGACUCCAUUUUCAGGGCUGUAGGCUAUCAACAGGCUCUUUUAGACAGACUAAAAGUCACUGGAGCAAGUUAGCAGACUUUUGAAUUAGCCAGAAAGCAAUAACUUUAGAUGACUCAUGUCAGGUGGAAGCAGGCUUCAUCUGGAAAAUUUCCAGUCUAACGGCUCUCCUACAUUUAGUCACGGCAUUGAUUACCUUACAGCAACCAGUCAAGCCAAUGCUUCAUUUCUUUCAAAGCCAUGUGGAGAUAAAUGAACUUGGCUGAAUAAAGACAAGGUAGCCAUCCUCUGUAUGCUAAUCUUUAUUCUCUAAACUGUGCAUCAUCAUGCUUAUGGUUUGUGUGUCACUGAAGGAGUCUGACAUUGGCACAGUCAAUAAACUGUUCACAAGCUGGUCCAACAGCCCCAUAUUGCUGUGUCUUAAAAAUCUCCUUCCAGUAAAUGUUUAAAAAUAAAUCUAUGGGUUGCCCUCCUAAAUCAUUGGACACAGGAUUGGCAGCUAGUUGUCAUUUAUUUCUAUUAGAAAAUCAAGGCCUGUCAGCAGAGUUUUCUUGUGUAAAUUGCACUAAGAUGUCUCCUUUCCAAACCUCCCACCCACCACUCCAAGGCCAGCACAGAACAAAACUAGUUGACAGUUCUGGGUGUUUUCUGUCUCUUCCUCUACUUUACAAAAGUUUCCUUUCACUGAUAAAUUCAUUGCAUUUCACUGUCAUCUUUAAACUCCUCCCUAGCAAUGCUUCCUGCUUUGAGAAAGCGAAGCUUCUCACCUUCCUAAUAUGUGACUACUGUAGUGGGAGAGUUGUAAGCCACUAAAUUCCUAUCAUUUGUUGUAUUUGCAGCUGGUUUUUAUCUAUUUAUAGUACACAGUGACUGAAAGUAAAAGUUUGGGUUCUGCCAUCUGCAGCAUUAAUAUAUAAGUUGUUUGUAUGUGUUCCAAAAUCACAGCACCACCUGGCAAAGAGAGUCUGAGAACAAGGCAUCUACACUUCAUUCCAUUAAGCAUACUCCCUUUCUUUUGCUUGGCUUAAAUUUUCCCAAGAGAUAUCGGUAUUAAAAUAAAUGUCCAGCAAAAGCCAGCUUCUGUUUUUCUUAGGGCCACAAGAUGUCAGAAUUAACCCACAGCCACUCCUUUCCCUUGUGCUUUUGUGGCACAUACAUGAGGCUGCUGGUAGCCUCCAAAAGAGGACACAAAAAUAGUGACAUCUAGAAAGCCUCUAGUGGUUUUCAUCUCUUUAUUAGCACAUCCAAGAAAAUUCUCGGCAUUGUUUAUUAAAGAAUUUUAUUUUCAUUGGACCAGCAACUUAGAGAGGGGAAAAAUUGCUUUUGUAGUUGGAGUACCUGAGAUAUUAUACUCACCCCAUUGUAACUCCUGCAUUGUGUGCUCUUUUGAAGCUCCAUAUCUUUGACUAAGAUAUGGAAUCAGAGUCACAUGAAUAAAGAAGGCUAAGGCAUCAUUUGAUACCCAUUAGCUCUUUGAAGUAUUUGAUUCCCAUUAGCUCUUUGAAGCCAGGGAACUGGCUUUCCACAAAUAUGUUUUGUGUGGUUGAUCUCACUCAUACAGUGGUAAGGAGGAUCUUCUUUUUUGCCUUGCUCUUCAGUGGAUAAAGACCAAUCAGAGGGCUGGGCAGGUGUCACAUAAAGUAUCUUCAGUCCUAGUGACAUGAUCCAUAUGUUGAGCAUCCUGAGUCCAGGAGUUCCUCUGAUACAACAGCAUGUUUUGCCACAAUAUUCCUGAAAAGCUUCAGCUCCUCAACAAUGCUGCUACCCCAUUUGACUAGUGCUGAAUAACAGAAGCCUGCUGGAAAUGGUCUGUACUGACUUAAUUCUACACGCGGAUGCCAACCUUAACUAAGAGCGCUUUGCUUCAUGGGGAUUAAAUAGAUUCCCCCACCACUAACAAGUGCUUGGGAUGUGCUCAGUCUGAAGCUUCUUACUGACAUAUAUAAAUAAAGAUAUAGAAAUAAAUAGAUAUUUUUAUGGAGAUGUUUUAUAAGUGGCCUUUUCUUUCUGCAUGGUAAUUAUUGCCAAACUCUUGUAAUUUAGGAGCUACGGAGUGGCUGGUUCUGCAGUUUAGAAAGCAAACAGCUGUCUCUGUUGCAAGGGGGGAAUUUGGGUAUGGGCUUGGAUUUUGUUUUUUAUUAUUCAGCUUUAAUUUGCAUGGUUUGGAUUUGGGUUUUGCCUUGGUGUCUUUUUGGAUUUUUUUUUUCUUUCCUCAUUGGUUCUCUGGCAGGGACAUAUUGGGCUCAAGCAGGAACUUAUUUCUCAGUCUUUGAGAGACGUGUUGAAGCCAUCAGUGCCAUAGAACACUUCAGAAACACCUGCCUUGCACAGCCCACAAUGCUGAUCAGCGUGAGGGCCUCAAAACACACUUUCUUUAGCAAGCUAUUGGUAUUUCCACAACUUAGUGAGGUGCUCCUACUCCUCUGGCAUUGUUUGGCAAGAUAGCAAGGUAGCAACAGCUGGGCUAUGAUUGUCUCGUCAUGAGCAGGAAAAGGGGUCAGCGGAGACUGAGACACAAGUGAGGAUUCAUAAAUAUAGCAGUAGCAAAAGACUGUCAAAAUUGCUACUGAGGCAGGUCAUUUCACUUCCUCUUUUCCUUCACUCUUUUUUCUAAAAAAUACUCUCCGUUUAUAUGCCACAUCCAAGUAACACAACUCGACCGGCCAGCCAGCUCUCAGUAACCUGGGCUCUUGGUUACAGGUAGAAAUUCAGUUGUGCUUUCUUAUCCAUCUCUCUCCAGCUGCUGUGGAGCAGUCUGUACCCUUGAAAGGACCAGGGCCAUUAGCUAUUAGGAAAGCAAAACCAGUUUCUCAUCCUUUCCUUCCAAACAGGCUGACAGCCAAUCCCAGGUUUAUGUGCCUACAAAGCUGGCCCGAUUUCCUGGCAGGUGAACCAAGACCUUAUCUGUCUGCAGUUAUUCUAGUCCACAGGUUUCCUUCUUGAGCACAAUUUUCCCAUGGGAAGCAUAACCAGGAUACGACGAUUACCCUGCUUAAACAAAAACGUGUAUAUUAAAAAAACAAUCCUAAUCAAAAAGUAUAGUGUAUCUGAGAUUCCUCUGUUAUAGACAUUUAGUCUGCAGAUUUAUGGCUACAUUUGCUAUGUUAUGCUUGAAUAAAUAUAUAAUUCAUUGAAAUACACAAGACUGAUAAAAGUAAUAUGAUCUCUUUAAGGAGAAUAAACUGUUUGUAAAUUUAUAAAGAGUAUAAUCUGUUAGGCCUUAUUUGAAGUAUGUACUGUGGU
Messenger RNA from Cuculus canorus (common cuckoo), 14616 nucleotides. It is a transcript of the gene CNTNAP2, whose product is annotated as contactin associated protein 2. Lineage: Eukaryota; Metazoa; Chordata; Aves; Cuculiformes; Cuculidae. Bases 253 to 4239 code for a protein of 1328 amino acids. The transcript has 24 exons. The record is from RefSeq and is a predicted model, not a curated record.